CGGCCGGGUGCCCUUUCUCCCAUUUCUUUACGUCUCCUGCGUAGCACGGGAAUUUCAGGGAAGAAGACGAGCGCAUUCUAUUGGGGACAGAAAUGACACUAAAGAGCGACGAAUUCAAGAUCGCCAGAAGAGACCCGGCACGGUUCGGUCCUCUCCAGCCUCAGCACCCAAGGCCGGUGGGCGACCCAGCCCGGCCCACCCGGACAGCGGGGGGGCCCCCACCUGCUCCGGGGGAAGCGGCGGCCACCUCUCCACGUGGCCCCGGGCCAGAUGGACCUGGACGCGCCUGGUUUCCCGGUCCUGUUACGCAACAACUUUGCGGCCGUCAUCUUCGCCCUAAUUGUGCAGGGGGCGGUGUUUACGCGCUGAGCUUUCCUCCCCGCUCCAGGCCGUCGCGGCUCUCGGGAGAAGCGCCGGGGCAUUUCCACCGUGGCCUUCGCCGCGCGGCACGGCGCAGCGCCCACCGGCCGUCCCGACCCCGUCCCCGCCGCUCGCCAGCCGCCACCCCCGACUGUCCCUCCCGCCGCCACCCCAGGUGCCGGGGUCCUCUCGGGAGCGUGUGGAGGACGGAGGCCGAGGUCCCGGCCACGCCCGGUCGCCGCAGCCCGMGCCCGGGCCGGCGCUCUGCCUGCCACAGAUCACCAGGAAGACCCUACUCUGUUCAAUAAGAGGAGCCUGGCAGGUGAAUCUCCGACAGCAGGACAAGAGUAUUGAUGGAUCUGAAGCCAGUUCCCAAAGCCGUUCAGAAUCCUGGGGAAAUCACUUGUUCUUCUCUGCAUUUAUAGGGUCAGGUUGUUUCUGAUGCAGUUGAGAAAAAUGCAGACCAUCAAAAAGGAGCAGGCAUCUCUGGAUACCUCCAGCCCCGGGGACAAAGGGAUGGCACUCAGUUCUGCCUUAACCGAAGCCGCCACGGAGGACCUGGCCACAGGCGAAGAGCUACUUCUGAACGAAGGCAGCGUGGGGAAAAACAAGUCUUCCGCCUGCCGGAGGAAACGGGAAUUCAUUCCCGAUGAGAAGAAGGAUGCCAUGUACUGGGAAAAAAGGCGGAAAAACAAUGAAGCGGCCAAAAGGUCCCGGGAGAAGCGCCGGCUGAAUGACCUGGUUUUGGAGAACAAACUCAUUGCGCUGGGAGAAGAAAACGCCACUUUGAAAGCAGAACUGCUUUCCCUGAAAUUAAAGUUUGGUUUAAUCAGCUCCACGGCGUAUGCCCAGGAGAUCCAGAAACUCAGCAAUUCUCCAGCCGUGUACUUUCAGGACUACCAGACUUCCAAGGCCACCGUGGGCUCCUUUGUGGACGAGCACGAAGCCUCCAUCGUGUCCAGCAGCUGCAUCUCUGUCAUUAAGCACUCCCCGCAGAGCUCUCUGUCCGACGUGUCCGAGGUGUCCUCCGUGGAGCACACGCAGGAGAGUCCUGGGCAGGGCAGCUGCAGAAGUCCUGAGAACAAGUUCCACGUCAUCAAGCAGGAGCCCGUGGAGCUCGACAGCUAUGCCAGGGAGCCCAGGGACGACCGGGGCUCCUAUGCCGCCUCCAUCUACCAGAACUACCUGGGCAGCUCUUUCUCUGGCUACUCACACUCUCCACCUCUCCUGCAAGUCAACAGGUCCUCCAGCAACUCUCCCAGAACCUCAGAAACCGACGACGGUGUCGUGGGCAAGUCCUCCGACGGGGAGGACGAGCAGCAGGUUCCCAAGGGCCCCAUCCAUUCUCCAGUGGAACUGAAACGUGGGCACGCGACCGUGGUGAAAGUCCCCGAGGUGAAUUCCUCGGCCUUGCCCCACAAGCUUCGGAUCAAAGCCAAAGCCAUGCAGAUCAAAGUGGAGGCCUUGGAUCAUGAUUUCGAGACCACGCAAAAACUUUCCUCGCCCGUCGACAGGACGUCGUCGAAAAGACAUUUUGAACUUGAAAAGCCUAGUCCCCGGAGUCUGGUACAUUCUUCCCUCACGCCUUUCUCAGUGCAAGUGACAAACAUUCAAGAUUGGUCCCUCAAAUCGGAACACUGGCAUCCGAAAGAACUGAGUGGCAAAGCUCAGAAUGGUUUCAAAACUGGAGUGGUGGAAAUCAAAGACAGUGGCUACAAAGUCUCCGAUGCGGAGAAUUUGUACUUGAAGCAGGGGAUAGCAAACUUAUCUGCAGAGGUGGUCUCACUUAAGAGACUCAUAGCCACACAACCCAUCUCUGCUUCAGACUCCGGGUAAAUCACUACUGACUGAGAACUGGACGUUGAGGAAGCCGUCAUUUGCCAAAGAUGGCUACGUUUUUGUAUGAUGCUGAGUUUUCACUGGACCCAUGUUGUCAUUUCACUGUCGUGUGCACAUGUCGUCUGUCGAGUGUCUUUGUGUGCACAAACUAUGAUGAAGAUGAGGUUAUGUCCUCACCCUUCCCUGUGUGUAGUCACAUAGUCCACACGCAGGCUGUACAUAUCGGACAUUAUUUUUGUUGUUCUGUUAUAAAGCGUGUAAGUUGCCAGUUUCAAUAAAGGAUUGGUGACAACACAGA
Urocitellus parryii (Arctic ground squirrel) is the source of this 2497-nucleotide messenger RNA. It is a transcript of the gene Nfil3, whose product is annotated as nuclear factor, interleukin 3 regulated. Gene Ontology annotation, cellular component: nucleus. Gene Ontology annotation, molecular function: DNA-binding transcription factor activity; DNA binding. NCBI's taxonomy places the organism in Eukaryota, Metazoa, Chordata, Mammalia, Rodentia, Sciuridae. The record is from RefSeq and is a predicted model, not a curated record. Gene Ontology annotation, biological process: immune response; transcription by RNA polymerase II; regulation of DNA-templated transcription.